CACCCAAGCCAUCCACGCCCGUCAAUCGCACCCAUACAGGCUCGCUUGCUUGGUGCUGUCAUUUUCUCUCCAACACACCUGAACGCUGAACGCGCGUCGACAACCCCUCAAGUGGCCACAAGCUUCCCAGUGCAGCUCGGAGGAGACACAUAAGGACAGAUACACACCGCCGCCACCUCACCCCUCAAACUCUCCCAAACUUUUGUUUAAGGAAAGGAGCUCCCGCUUCCAGCAAACAGCAAGCAAGCAGCCAGCGAGCUCUGACUGAGCGUAUUUUGUUCUGACAGUGCGGCUGAAGUCUCACGGCGCUCGCAGCGACCUCGGCAAACUCGUCCCAUCUUCUUCCCCCUCCCCCACCCAUCACACACAUACACAAGAACAACAGCAGGAUGCUGUCUGCCAAGGGCGCUUCUGAGUCCAACACCAAGACAACCCAGUCUCCUGCCAAGGCAAAGCAGCAGCAGCACCUGCAACGUCCACAGAAGCACGACCAACACGAACAACACGCGCACCAUGCGCAGGUGUGCCCAGCAACGAGACAGCACCAACCUCAGGAGCAACAGGAGCAGCAAGACGCUCAGCAGCAGCACACAAAGCUCAGCGGGCCUCGGUGCAGAGACAUUGCCGCCCCGCCCCGCAUCCCUCUUUGCCUUGAGGAUUCCUCGCGCUCAUCAUCCUCCUCGUCCCUGCGCCUCAAGCGAUCCAUGAGCAGCCACAGCAGCAGCACCAGCAUCGGAGCAAGAAGCAAUCACGGUGGAGUCGGCAGCAGCCUCACCCAAAUCAAGGAGGAGGACAGCAUCGAAGAGGCAGAAGACGUGGCUGGCAUGGCCGACCCAACCGCCGCUGCCACGGUUGCUGGUACGCCCCAACGCGCACGCGGUUCCUUGGCGAGAGAGCAACGCGCCCUCAUGAACAUUAGGAACCCCACCAACAACAACCUCACCAGCAACGACCUCAACAGCAACAGCAACAGCAACAGCAACAGCAACAGCAACAGCAACAGCAACAGUAGCAGUGGCCGCAGCAGCUACGGUGACAUUGUGCUUCUCCAUCAGCACCGGGGGUCAACACCUGCGCCCACGCCGGCUUCGCCGUCAUCAUCGUCCUCGGCGUCAUCGCCGCGGCGUCGUGGACGUUCCUCCCUGCGACGCUCCCACGCCACCCUCGACCUUGCUGGCGACACAUGGACCCUGCAUACCUUCGACACCAUCCAGGAAACAGCACCGCCGCAAGCAACGGCGCGCAGGCACACCACAAUGCCUGUCUCCGAGUGUGGUGUCGGCAAGGAGGGCCUGGGCGACAACGGCCGGCGCCGCUCCGUGCACGAUCUGGUGCACUUUCGUGAGCAGUUUGCCAGCGCGCAUCGGCUGAGCUCUGACCACUGCAUGCGCCGCAACACGUCGUCGUUUGCCCUCAGCCAAGUGGCCGGCACUGACUGGGUCGACCUCAGCCACGCCAGCAGCAGCAACGCCAACAGCAGUAUCAACAGCAGCAAUAGCAGCAAGAGGAGCUCUGCACACAAGCCCGGUCGCCUGAGUGUACAAGUUCUUGACAGCAACAACAAUGACAGCAUCAGCAACAGCAACACCAUUUGCAGCAACACCAGCCGCACCGAUGAUCAUGGCAGCAACAGCAACAGCGACAACAGCCAAGCCAGUGGUGCCAACAACGGGCAAGACUCCACCGGCAGCAGCUGCAGCAUCAAAGGUCGCAGCUGCGUGGCAGAGGGUGGCGCGGCCAGGCGGUCUACGCUCACGCGCCAGCGCCACUCGUUCCGAGGCGCCUUUAUGGUUGAGGACACCGACACCUGUGGUGGUUGCGUUGGCGAUGGUGCUCCUGUUGGCGGUGGCGAUGCUGGUGGCCUUGAUGGCGAUCAUGCACUGCCUGCGGAUGGUAUCAGGCAGGGCAGCGGCAGCACCAAGUCGGCGUGCCACACGUGCGUACUUGGCGCGGCGUGCCUGGGCGACGGUUGCGAGUGCACGUGCCACGUGCCGGCCCAGCGGCUGUUUCUUGGCGUGUUGAAGCAUGCGCCGCCCGCCCCCUUCAGCACAGCCAGCAGCAGCAGCGCCAUCUCCACGGCGUUCCUGUCCAAGUCGGCGUCCACCCACUCCGUCCUGUCGCUUGGCCCCGCUGCGGGCGCCGUCGUCGCGGCAUCGACUCACGAGGACGUGUCGUUGGUGAUGGGCAGCACGCGCACUAAUGGCAGCGGCAGCGGUGAUGGUGUGCGUGGCACUGGUUGCCAUGGUCAGUGUGGCGCUGGUGAUGGUGGUGAUGGUGAUUGUCAGUAUGGCGAUGAUGGAGGCUGCCGAAAGGAGGAGUCGACGCUGGACCGCAGCCACCCUGCCCAAGACUGAUGACACAAGCAGCCGAUUGAUUGGCGCUUGUUAUGUUGACAAGAGCGCUAGAGAGCGGGUGACAGAGUUGGCGUGCGAGUACAUACCACUGUGGCGUUCACAAUGCUUGCUUGUGUGUUUGAGAAUAAUUUCUAACCGAAACGCUGUUCAUAUAUCAGUCAUAUCGACUGCCUACGUGACCCUAUGUCUGCGCUGUGUCUGCGCUGUUUCCGUAUUGUG
Molecule: messenger RNA, 2573 nt
Organism: Salpingoeca rosetta
Lineage: Eukaryota; Choanoflagellata; Craspedida; Salpingoecidae
Exons: 2
Coding region: 390-2354 (654 amino acids)
Source: RefSeq, a predicted model, not a curated record